Messenger RNA from Manihot esculenta (cassava), 895 nucleotides. RefSeq lists its product as uncharacterized. The transcript is spliced from 2 exons. NCBI's taxonomy places the organism in Eukaryota, Viridiplantae, Streptophyta, Magnoliopsida, Malpighiales, Euphorbiaceae. The coding region runs from base 349 to 687 and encodes 112 amino acids. The record is from RefSeq and is a predicted model, not a curated record.
UAUUCCACAGAACGAAACAACAAGAAUUAUUAAAUCCACGACAGUCACUCUUUAUCUCUCAAGUCCUGUAGAUGAAGACUAGAUCCCAAACCUACUCUUGAUUUCCCCACUAACAGAGAGACAGACAGCUACAAUUCACCUUUUGAUGGAUCUUCCACUAAAUCAAAACCAGCUCUUGGUGAGGAUUUGAAAGAAUCCUCUAAUCCCAAAUUACAGUCAACCACAGCCGCAGAAUCUCUGGUUUUCUUUUUCUCAAUAAUUGUUUCAACCUUUUGAAGCCGACCCACAAUCUGAUAAGCUUUAAUUCCCUCCCGCUCUUCAUUCCAAUCCAAACAAAACCCAGAAGAUAUGAAUUUCAGGAGCUUAGAAGAGUUCUGGCCCUUCUAUGUGACGCAGCACUCAAAACCAUCAACGAGGUGUUGGCAUUUUGUCGGCACACUUACAAGUAUGCUAUUUUUGCUCUGCUCGGUGUUCGUUAAUUGGUGGCUUUUGCUCUUUGUGCCUUUCUUUGGUUAUGGUUUCGCCUGGUACAGCCAUUUCUUUGUGGAAAGGAAUGUUCCUGCAACUUUUGGGCAUCCAUUUUUGUCUCUUCUGUGUGAUUUUAAGAUGUUUGGAUUGAUGAUCACCGGCCAAAUGAAUAAAGAGAUCAAGAGGCUUGGGAAGAGGCCUGUGUUGCAGAGUUUCUAGUCCUCAAUAUACUAAGGCUUUUUUUUUUUUUCUGUUUGUUUCCUGCGAAAAUAAUCAUGCAUGUAUUGUUUCUUGUUAGUUAAUUCUUGUGUGUUGUGAGGAAUGUAAACACGUUGAUUUCUAAAUUAAACACAGACAUUUUAGAAGAUUUAGAUUUAGCUGAGCUACAUGCCUGCUUUAAGGCAAUGUGAAGAAAAGGAAAAGGAUU